Nerophis lumbriciformis (worm pipefish) is the source of this 969-nucleotide messenger RNA. Lineage: Eukaryota; Metazoa; Chordata; Actinopteri; Syngnathiformes; Syngnathidae. The record is from RefSeq and is a predicted model, not a curated record.
AUGACGUGUAACUACAUCUCAGUGUACUUUUUGAACCCUCUGGAGAACCUUAGAAGCUCCAUCAACAACCGCCCGCCACUGGUCAUCUUUAUGAUCAGUGUCAGCGCCGUAGCCAUCGCUUUCCUCACCAUCGGCUACUUUUUUAAAAUCAAGGAGAUCAAGUCUCCAGAGUUGACCGAAGACUGGAACACGUUCCUGCUGCGCUACAACGAGUUGGACUUCUGCGUGUCAGAGAAUGAGACCAUCAAGCACGGCCUCAACGACUCCACCACGCCGGAGAGCCUGUCGGCGACCAGUGGGCAAGCGCGGCCUAGCACGUCAGCGCCACUACUCUCCGAGGAAUCGGGCUCCGUCAACAUCUCGGUGCCCAUCACGCUCACACUGGACCCCCAGCGGCCCUUUGGCGGCUACUCUCGCAACAUCACGCAUUUGUACGCCAGCGUUUUGGGACAACAAGUGGGCCUGUCUGGCCGGGAAGCCCACGAAGAGAUCAACAUCACAUUUACGCUGCCUGUGUCCUGGAACGCAGACGACUGCAUCCUGCACGGCCACUGCGAGCAGGUGGUGUUCAGCACGUGUAUGACCAUUACGGCGGCCAGCAACAUCUUCCCAGUCACAGUGCAGCCGCCGCAUUGCGUGCCAGAGACGUACACCAACGCCACAUCGUGGUACAAGGUUUUCACCACAGUGCGUGACUCUGACACCAAGUACAGCCAGGACUACAACCCCUUCUGGUGCUACAAGGGUGCCGUGGGCAAGGUGUACCACGCCCUCAACCCUAAGCUCACAGUCAUUGUGCCCGAUGACGACCGCUCCCUCAUCAACCUGCACCUGAUGCAUACCAGCUACUUUCUUUUUGUCAUGGUCAUCACCAUGUUCUGCUAUGCCGUUAUCAAGGGCAGGCCUGGUAAAGUGCGGCAAAGCAGCCCAGAUUUCUUUCCUGAGAAGGUGGCACUUUCAGAAGGCUAA